UUUUGUUGUUGUUUUGUUGUUGUUUGUGUGGAGAUUUUCACCGGAUAGUGUCGGUUCAGGAGCCGCAGCGCAUCUGGCAGAGCUGGUUCGGUGACCGGGUGCAGACAGGGCGGAAUGUUGGCCAUGCUCUGGCCGUCUGCAGCUCUCUGGAUCACGGCUGUGCUCCUCACGGGUCGGGCGGAGGCGCAGUACUCCAGCGACCAGUGCAGCUGGAGAGGAAGUGGUUUGAGCCAUGAGUCUCAUCGCAGAGAUGUGGAGCAGGUCUACCUUCGCUGCUCACAGGGGUCUCUGGAGUGGCUCUACCCCACCGGGGCCAUCAUUGUCAACCUGCGACCCAACACAGAGCUCUCAUGGAGACACACAGCAGGUGUUCAUGUGUGCAUCAAACCCCAGCCUUACUCCCAGGGUUCUCAUGUGUAUCUGGAGCAUAAAGGAGACCUGCAGAUGCUGCUUGCGGAGGAGGACCAAGUUCUUGGUACGGUGCGCUGUUUCAGUCUGGCAGGGGGGGCUCUGUUUGUGGAGGCCAUCCCACAGACAGACAUCAGCAGGAGGAUCACCGCUUUCCAGUAUGAGCUGGUGCCCGUCCAGGGACCAGGGGCCCACAUGUACCCGUACCUGAAUCCUGCUUCAGUUUCCUGUAAACCCUGUGCAGAUGAAGAAAUCCUAAUGGCAGUGUGUACCAGCGACUUUGCUGGCAGUGGUAUGUUUCGAGGGGUGGCAUCAACAAACAAGCACACCCUGCUUGUGGUGACCCUCAGUCGGCUGUUUCACCAGAAGAGCGGUGUGUUCGUUUGGGGUGGAGUCAGAGGUCGGGGCUGGAGUGGACGCAUGAACAUUCCCAGACAUUGUAGCAGGCUUCCRGGACAGGACGAGUACCUUCUAACUGGGUCCAUCCAUUUCGGCGAGGCAUGGCUCAGCUGUGCACCUCUGUACAAAGACUUCUUGAGACUAUACACAAAAGCACUGAAAAUGGGGACAAACCCAUGUCAGAUAGACAUAAACUAAGAUUUCAGAUAAAACUUUUUUAAAAAGUCUGCAUUCAAGGUGGCUGUUCAGUGUUUCAAUGUUCUGCAGCCAAAGAGGCUGAAUGUGCCACUUCCAUUUGACUACCUUUGUGUCCUGCAUGUGAGAAUUUGGUUGUAAAGGUGUGCAAAAGCAGCAAUGAAUGAGUGAAUAACUCAUUUACGUUUAAAAUAAGUGCCAAACCUAUUAGUUUUCAACUUAGGUGGUGAUAAAACUGCUGCUUUUGAAAUGAAUGUUUGCUUUGUAAAAAGCUUUUUGUAAAAUUUAAGUCUUCUGUCAGAAGUGAAUUGUACACAGCUCUGUGAGUCUUUAUGUACUGAAAUUGUGAGUUUUGCUAACUACUUUAAAUGUUAUCUGUAUAUUUUAUAGAAAAAUAAAUUGUUCUGUAUGUUUGGUCAGAAA
This is a messenger RNA of Austrofundulus limnaeus, 1425 nucleotides long. Its product is annotated as meteorin-like protein. The record is from RefSeq and is a predicted model, not a curated record. NCBI's taxonomy places the organism in Eukaryota, Metazoa, Chordata, Actinopteri, Cyprinodontiformes, Rivulidae. Gene Ontology annotation, biological process: positive regulation of brown fat cell differentiation; energy homeostasis. Gene Ontology annotation, molecular function: hormone activity.